Messenger RNA from Symbiodinium natans, 1605 nucleotides. NCBI's taxonomy places the organism in Eukaryota, Dinophyceae, Suessiales, Symbiodiniaceae. The record is from the annotation of a GenBank genome assembly.
AUGGCGAAGUUCGCCGCCGCUCCGAAGUGUCCAGCCUGCUCGAAGAGUGUUUACGCAGCAGAAGAGGUCAAAGCCCUCGACAGUUCCUGGCACCCGCUCUGCUUCUGCUGCAAAGCUUGCGGCAAGUCUUUGCGUGGAGGGAACUACAAGGACCACGACGGGCAGCCAUAUUGCGAAGCGGACUACAGCAAGCUGUUUGGUCCCAAGGGCAUUGGCUUUGGAAGCACACUUGGCGACACGGGCAUUGUGGCGGCGGAGGAGGCAGCCAAUGCUGAUGCAGAGGUUACAGAGGCCGUCUCGAUUCGAGAUCGCCGCGCUGCUUUCGAGAAGAAGACCGCGCCCGCCGACUCUGUCGCAAAAGCACCUGCUCCCUCGGCUAGGUUCCAAUCCUCUGCGCCCAAGUGCCCAGCAUGCGGUAAGAGCGUCUUUGCGGCGGAGGAGGUAAAAGGCUUGGGUCAGUCCUGGCAUGUUUUGUGCUUCUGCUGCAAGGCCUGCGGAAAAAGUCUCCGUGGCGGCCAGUACAAAGACCACGAUGGCCAACCAUAUUGUGAAGCCGACUACAACAAGCUGUAUGGCCCCAAGGGCAUUGGCUUCGGCGCAACGCUUGGGGACACGGGGAUUGCUGCUGCUGCAGGAGCAUCAUCGACAGAAGUUCCAAGCGAGGGCUAUGCAGGGGGUGGCUUGAAGGAGAAAAUGGCAGCCUUUGAAGGGCAGGGUACACCAAAAGCCAAGGUUGAUGUCGCCCAAACUGAUGCAUCACCGACAAGAGCCUCAAAGGGUUUCGUCCCAUUCUCGGCGCCGAAAUGCCCAGCAUGCGGCAAGAGCGUCUUUGCGGCGGAGGAGGUCAAAGGCUUGGGUCAGUCCUGGCAUGCUUUGUGCUUCUGCUGCAAGGCCUGCGGGAAAAGUCUCCGUGGCGGCCAGUACAAAGACCACGAGGGCCACCCGUAUUGUGAAGCCGACUACAACAAGCUUUUUGGCCCCAAGGGCAUCGGCUUCGGCGCGACGCUUGGGGACACGGGGAUUGCUGCCAAAGCUCCAGAGGAGGGAGCCCCAGCCUCAUCCCCAGAAGGGGGAUAUGCCAGUGCUCUCAAAGACCGGAUGGCUGCCUUUGAAGGCCAAAAGCCAGUUCCAGGGGCAGCCGACGAAACUGCAGAAGCAGACAAGUCUCUCGCCGGGAUGGCUAAGUCCGCCUUGCAGCCUGCUGCCCCGAAGUGCCCUGCCUGUAGCAAGAGCGUCUAUGCCGCUGAGCAGAUCCUUGGCGGGCAAUACAAGGACCACGACGGGCAGCCGUAUUGCGAAGCGGACUACAGCAAGCUGUUUGGUCCCAAGGGCAUCGGCUUUGGCAGCACACUGGGCGACACAGGCAAGGCAGGGGUGAACAGAUGGCUGGGCUGGCGCCCCUCUGUGCGCGGUACCGCGAUGGAUCCGCACAAGCACCCUCACGGUGGCGGAACGAGCGCCAAGCACACGAAAAGGCCGCCCGUGUCCCCGUGGGGCAUCCUACGCACCGGGUACAAGACACGCUCGCCUUUGAAACCUCUUGGCCUCAUCGUUCGGCGGAAGUUGCCCGGCAAGAUGCAGAAGAAGUUCGGCAUUGCCACCUGA